UUGGGUCAUUAUGUCCCUGCUCCUCUGGGUGGAAGAUCUCUGGGAUGGUUCACACUAAAUUAAUGUACAUAAAUCAAGGCAAAACAUCUCUUGCUAAUGCAGAGAAAGAUGUGCCACUACUGCUGCUACUGAUGUCUGUGUGUGUGCCUGUUCCAGUCUGCAUGAGCAGGUGCAGUGCCAGGCAAAGCAGAGAAAGCAAAGCAGCUGGAGAUGUGAGGGGCUGUGGGAGGACAUGUGCCAUAUCAGGGUGUUCCUUAGGGUGGAAGGCGUGGAAGAGCUGCAUCUAGCUGAUCUCUGAGCAACGCCUGAGGCUUACCUGCACCAGAUAGUGCCAGCCCACAUCUCCAGUGGCCAAGCCCUUUGCUGCAAGCAUGGACAUCGUGGAGAGGGUCCUCUCUGUGGCCCAGGCCAUCUAUGCCCAAUUCGAGCAGGUGAAGUGCUGUAAGCACCAGUGCCAGCGCCUCGUGGAGCGCAUCCAGAUUCUGCUGGAGCCUGUGAGGAUCCUUAGGGCUCAGCCACGACAGCACAUCUCCCACCAUGAAGAGGAACUGAUGAAAAAGCUGCUCCAGGCACUAGGGGAAGCCCAGAAACUGGUGAUGAAAUACAGCCAGACCAGCUGGAUCCAGAAGUUCCUGCGAGCCCGAAGUACUGGUGAGGAGUUUGUCUGGGUGAAUGAAAGCCUGGAGGACAUUGCCCAGGGGCUCUCACUCCUGCUGCAGGCAGAGCAGAAGCAGGCUUUCCUGGAAGCUUUCCAGUCAAAGAUAUGUCGCAGGCAGGAUGCUGAGGACCUGAGGGAUGACAGAGCUUUCUUGGACCAGGUGAUUGCAAGUACUGAGGAGCCCAAAGAUGUGGUUGAGAAGAUCUACAGUGACAGGGAGUAUAUGGAGAGCAAGGUGGACUGGAUGCAAAGCGAGCUGAACAAAGUCAUUCGUGAGAUGGAGCGCUUGAAGAAGGUCAAUGUUGGUAAAAGAGAAGACAUCACUGAGAUCAAGAGAGACCACCUCACUUUCCACAGGCACCUGCAGGACACAGAGAGCUACGACCUUUAUGAGGGCGAGUACCUCAAGUACCCUGUUGCCAUCAAAACCUUCAAGAGGCCACUGACCACUGACCCAGUCAAGGUGAGAGACAUCUUUGAGAAGGAGAUUCAGACCCUAAAGAAGUUUGAGUCUCCAAACAUCCUGCGCAUGUAUGGGAUCUGCAUUGAGGAGAAUGAUGGGAGCCCCUGCUUCUCCAUCAUCAUGGAGUACUGUAAGCACGGGACACUGCGGGAUGUGCUGAACAAGCAGCAGCAUCUUUCCUGGGAUAUCCGAAUUCGGAUGGCCCUGGGAGCUGCCAGAGGCCUUUACAGCAGCUCUUCCAGCCCCUGCUGGAAAGCUGAAGCUGGGACAAUUCACCUGCCUUCACCUCUGGUUUUGCUUGCAGGAAGAGACCCGUGCUGGGCAGCACACACGGCUGCACACCAGCCUUUGCUGCCCAGGGCACCUCACUCUGCUCUCUUCAUCUCAGGUGCAGUCAGCUGCACCACAGGUUUCUACUUCUCUUUUUCUCAUUCUCUCAAUCAGCUGUCAGGAUUUGAGCUGUGUGAAACAGAAUCAUCCAUCAAGAGGAAAGUCAAGAAGGAAUGGAAACAAAUCUCUAUGUUGGCUUACAUCGCUCCAGAGAACCUGAAAGACAUCAACUACCCUUAUAAGAGGCCCUGUGAAAUAUACAGCUUUGGGAUCGUUCUGGCAGAGAUUGCAACCUCCAAAAUCCCAUUUGAAGGCUGCACUCCUGAGGAGAUUGUGGAGAAAAUCUGCAAUCACCAUUACUGGGACCCUCUUGGGGAAGAUUGUCCUGAAGACCUGAGGAAAGUCAUUGAACAGUGCCGGGCCUUUGACCCUUCUCAACGCCCUUCUGCUGAGGAGAUUGUGGACUUGCUGGCUGACCUGGAGAAAAGCAGAAACCAAGGAAGUUAACCAUGGAAAACGGGGCCAGGUGACCAGGGGCAGCAAGCCCAGGGUACCACUUGUCCCUCUUUCCCCUCACAGAGACCGAUGGUUCAAUACUCCUGCGUGUGUUUCUGUGCGUGACAGCUUCACCUCGCCAAGGGGCCGUGCCUGGGUGGCCUCGGGGGCAGCUGGGGAGUGAGGUGACUUGAGGAGAGGCUGUCAAGAAGCCUAGGGGGACCAGAGGAAUGGAACAUAACUUCUUUUACAAGAAAAGGCUGAGGGAGCUGAGCCUGUUCAGCCUCGAGAAGAGACGGCGACUGACAUGAGAGCCCAUCAGUGUCUGUCCCUAUUUGAAGAGAGACUUCAGAGCAUGGACCAGGCUCUGCUGGGCGGCACCCAGCAAUAGGACAAAAGCCAAAGGGCAGAAAAUGUUACAUAGGAAGUUUCACUUGAAUAUCAGGAAGAAUUUCUUUUCUGUGCGGGUGAUCAUACACUAGAACAUUGCUCAGAGA
Cyanistes caeruleus (blue tit) is the source of this 2443-nucleotide messenger RNA. NCBI's taxonomy places the organism in Eukaryota, Metazoa, Chordata, Aves, Passeriformes, Paridae. The record is from RefSeq and is a predicted model, not a curated record.